Messenger RNA from Arachis ipaensis, 666 nucleotides. The record is from RefSeq and is a predicted model, not a curated record. Lineage: Eukaryota; Viridiplantae; Streptophyta; Magnoliopsida; Fabales; Fabaceae.
AUGAUGAGGGAGGAGGAGGUUGCCUCUGUUGCUGCCAAGCCGUCGCUGGCGGGGUUGGGUUUGCCGUCGCCAUCGCCGUCGUCGUUGAGCUGUGUGCCGCCGUUGGCAUUUGGAUCGCCACUCUGUUUCUGCUGUAACUCGCCACUGUCCUGGGUUCUAAGAGAAGCAAGAGAAAUUCAUGAUUUUUAUGGUGAUUUUGUCUUCAGAUCCUCUGCUGGUGAAGGCUGCCAUAUAGCACCACAUUUAUUGCAGACUCUGCUCUCUCAUUUGGCGCAAGCAAUAGCAGAUUAUAUUAUUUUCCAAGUGGAGUCUGGGGCUUACUGCAUACAAAUAUUUGAUUCAUGGGGUGGACAACUACCACCUGAUAUGUGGGAACGCUGGUCAAAGCCUUAUAUCAAAGAGAUUGUAGAUUUGGUCAAGAAAAGAUGCCCUGAGACACCGAUUGUUCUUUAUAUAAAUGGAAAUGGUGGCCUCCUUGAGCGUAUGAAAGAUACUGGAGUUGAUGUUAUUGGGCUGGACUGGACUGUGGAUAUGGCAGAUGGAAGAAGAAGAUUGGGUAGUGGAAUAGGUAUGCAGGGAAAUGUAGACCCUGCCUACUUAUUCUCCCCACUUCCUGCCUUCACUGAAGAAAUGCAGAGGUUGGCGAUUUAAUAUCUUUUUAACUCU